Molecule: messenger RNA, 2534 nt
Organism: Ilex paraguariensis (yerba mate)
Lineage: Eukaryota; Viridiplantae; Streptophyta; Magnoliopsida; Aquifoliales; Aquifoliaceae
Source: the annotation of a GenBank genome assembly
UGGUGCUUGAGUUAUUCAUGCUUAAAGCUGCAAAUUUUAUGCUUAUGAUUGUAUGGUUUUAUGGCCAACAGGGAAUUGUUUUGUUAAGAAAAGUGAGGUUUUGGGCUUUUUUAGGAUGAUGAGUUUUGAUUGUUUCUGUUGCUAAGAUGAGUUGUUGAUUCACAAUGGCACUGGUGAAAGAUAAAGUAUGUCUUAGAAGUUCAGGGAUUCCUCCAUUUCGUGGUUGUGUUUGGGUAUACACUAGACCUCUUGUAGCUAUAGGUGGAUAACAAUGGAGGGUUCGUCUGAGUCUGGUUGGCAAAAGUCUGAUUGUUCUUGGGGAAUAAAUUCAUCGGCGGUUUCUGAUAGAAACCCUAGAUUGGUUCGUGCCAGCUAUAUCAGAUUAUUCGUUGAGACACCUCCUCAUUCUGGGUGUAUUCCUGGGAGAAAGGUGAGAGAUAGAGAUUUGCUGCCUCACACCAAUCACAUUAAAACCCAGUUUGGAGGCUCUAAGGAUGGGGUGGCAAUGAGCCAGGUUGUUCGUGCCGUCGAUUGUAGUGAUGUUAGCUUGAGACAGUGGUUGGACAACGCUGAACGAUCUGUUGAUGCCCUUGAAUGCUUGCACAUAUUUACACAAAUUGUAGAGAUUGUAAACCUGGCACAUUCACAAGGAAUUGUUGUUCAGAAUGUGCGUCCCUCAUGCUUUGUCAUGUCUUCAUUCAACCAUGUCUCGUUUAUUGAGUCUGCAUCUUGCUCGGAUUCUGGUUCGGAUUCUUGUGAGGAUGGAUCAAACAGCCAAACUGCCGAGUUUAAGGGUUCCUCAUCGCCUUUGCCCCAUGACUUAAAUCUGCCUGAAAGUCAGUUAGGUUUAGAAAAUUCUCAGCUGGAGUUGAAUCCAGCAAACACUUCCCAGAUAGUGUCAGAAACCAGUUGUUUGCAGUCAAGUUCAGCCAGUGCAAUGCGUGUGUCGUGGGAGGCCAGUAAUGUUGAACAAGCAGAUGAAAAGAAGCAUCCCUUUCCAAUGAAAGAGAUAUUGAUUAUAGAAACCAAUUGGUACACGAGUCCAGAAGAGGUUGCUGGAACUCCAGGUUCUUGUGCUUCUGAUAUUUAUCGACUCGGCAUCCUCCUUUUUGAGUUAUUCUGCUCAUUUAGCUCGGCAGAAGAUAAGAGGACAACCAUGGCUAGUUUGAGACAUCGUGUACUUCCUCCUCAGUUGCUACUGAAGUGGCCUAAGGAAGCUUCAUUUUGUUUGUGGUUACUACACCCUGAGCCAAGUAGUCGCCCAAAAUUGGAUGAGCUGUUGCAAAGUGACUUUCUUAAUGAACCGAGAGAAAGACUAGAAGAGCGUGAAGCAGCAAUAGAGCUUAGAGAAAGGAUAGAUGAGCAGGAGUUGUUGCUGGAAUUCCUUUUGCAGAUGCAACAAAGAAAACAGGAAGCUGCGGAUAACUUGCAUGACACCAUUUCCUUCAUUUCUUCAGAUAUAGAAGAAGUUUCAAAUCUCCAAACAGUGCUUAAGAAAAAAGAAGGUUCAAGCCCAGAACUUGGAAAGGAUUUUGCUGCAGGUUCCCAUUCAAGGAAUAUUAUUGACAAUGAUGACUCUAGUAGCUCUGGAUCCAGGAAACGGUGCAGGCCUGGGCUUCAAGUUCAUAAUACGGAGGAAUCUCAUGAUCAUCAAGAUGAGGAUAAGAAAUCAGGGAUACCCACAGAACAUCAAGGAAGCAUUCUUUCUCAAAGUUCUCGAUUGAUGAAGAACUUUAAGAAACUUGAGUCAGCUUAUUUUUUGAUGAGACACAGGGCAAUCAAACCAACAGGGAAGCCACCUAGACAUUCUGCAAUUAGUGAGGGUAGAGGAUCAAUUGUUGCAACUGAAAGAAGUUCUGUCAAUAACUUGUCGUCGAAGGAGCAUUAUGGCAGUGGUGGACAAAGUGGAUGGAUAAAUUCAAUCCUGGAGGGGUUCUGCAAAUAUCUGUCCUUUAGUAACUUAAAAGUUAAGGCAGACUUGAAGCAAGGGGACCUUUUAAAUUCUUCCAACCUCGUAUGCUCUCUGAGUUUUGACCGUGAUGGAGAAUUUUUUGCCACUGCUGGUGUAAACAAGAAGAUCAAAGUGUUUGAAUAUAAUGCAAUCUUAAAUGGAGAUCGUGAUAUCCAUUAUCCUGUAGUUGAAAUGAGUAGUAGAUCUAAGCUAAGCAGUAUAUGUUGGAAUGGCUAUAUCAAAAGCCAGAUUGCUUCAAGUAAUUUUGAAGGUGUUGUGCAGGUAUGGGAUGUUACAAGAAGUCAAGUAUUCAUGGAAAUGAGAGAGCAUGAAAAGCGUGUGUGGUCUGUCGACUUCUCACUAGCAGAUCCAACAAUACUGGCCAGUGGAAGUGAUGAUUGUUCUGUUAAGCUCUGGAAUAUCAAUCAGGCAAUUCUAUUUUUGCACUUGGUGGAUGUCAGCUUUGAAAAUAAACGUACUGCAGUCAUCUAGUUACUGCUGCUCACUAUAUUCGAUUCAGGAUGUGUAAUUAGUUCUUUUUCUUACAUGGGUUGCUACUGCAGGGUGUAAGUGUUGGUACCAU